AUGGAACAAAAAAAACCUUUAAAAUACGGUCUUAAUAUAGUCAGCUCUAAAAAACCACCCACAAAAAGAAUUUCAAUCUUUACUGAAGAAGACAUUAAGAAUGAGGAAGAUUCUAGCAUUAAUACGAGUUCCAAUAAAAAUAAACAUACAAAAAUUGUUAAUCAGCAGUUAUUAUCUUCGAAUUCAAUAAAUCAAUCAGUUCAAGAAAAGUAUAAAGCAGCUUUAGAAGAAGAUCCUACCGUAUUUGCAUAUGACGAAGUAUAUGAUGUUAUGAAAAGCGUUGAACGAAAAAGAAAGGAAGAGCUUAAAGGAAAAAACGACGGUAGUGUUAAAAAGCCUAAAUAUUUCGACGAUAUAUUAAAAGCUGCGGAAAUUCGACAACGGGAUUAUAUUCGUGCACAAGAACGUAAAAUUCAAAAAGAACGAGAGGCUGAAGGAGAUGAAUUUGACGAUAAAGAAACUUUUGUCACAUCAGCGUGA
Molecule: messenger RNA, 480 nt
Organism: Racocetra persica
Lineage: Eukaryota; Fungi; Glomeromycota; Glomeromycetes; Diversisporales; Gigasporaceae
Source: the annotation of a GenBank genome assembly